This is a messenger RNA of Adineta ricciae, 3498 nucleotides long. The record is from the annotation of a GenBank genome assembly. Lineage: Eukaryota; Metazoa; Rotifera; Eurotatoria; Adinetida; Adinetidae.
AUGAAAGCAACUCGCGUCCUUGGAAUUCUUUUCAAUAAAGCGUCUGACAACGUACCACUUUCAUCGUCACUUACGGAUGCUCUUGUGGCACUUACUGAAGCACUUCGCGCCAAUAGUAAAGAGACAAAAUUCAAAUUAUACUUGUCACAAGCGAUCGGAGAGAUCAUAGUUUUCAUCGCUGGACGAGCGUCAGACAAUUCACUCGUGCCUGGUUUUACUUAUCAAGCCAUCGGUCGAUGUCUUAAGGAUGGUGAUGACACUGCCCUCAAUCAUGCAGCAUGUAAAACAAUUGAAAACCUUUUACUCGUGGCUGAUAAACAAGCAGAUAAAUUAGCUACACCUGACAUCGCUCUCGCUCUCUGGAACAUUUCCAGUACAGUUGGUAAUAAUGAAUAUUUACGUGCUUGCGCACUGACUGCUCUCUGCCAUAUGGGUUUAUCUUAUCCAGAUGUUGUUCAAUCUGUCAUUGAUAAAGUGACAAUUAAGGGCGAUAUAUUCCAAUCAACAUCCUCGAAAGUUCUACAAUGCAAUAUCGCACUUUUAGCUAUAUUAGCGAAACGAACGAAGAAUCGUUCGAUGUUAAUACAAGAUAUAGUACCGAAAAUGCAUGUGCUCUAUGAAAAUACAAAUGUUCUCAUUCGUGCCAAAGCAUACACGUUAACAUAUGUUAUUCUAUCAACGUAUAGCGAAAGUCUUUUUACGUUAAGUGAUACUAAGCUAUUCCAAGCUAUCGAACGUGAUGUACGUCGAAUGUCAGCUGAUCCGGAUGAGAAUGACUUGCUGCAUGAAGCAUUAAAUCGUUUAACUACGCUUCUUUCGAGUCUUCUAACUCGAACGUUAGAUGAACUUCUAUCAUCAACUGAACAGACGCGAAAAGCUUCACCAGCAAAAGAUGCAUUCAAAAAAUGGUUACCAUCAUUUCGACUGAUCUCUAAUAUCAUCGGAAAUCCAUGCAUUCGUUCUCGAAUUGUCACGUUGAUGUCCAUUAAGAAAAUGUUCAAACUUUUUUCGAAUAUAAAACUCAUUGCAGAAUUACAUAGCGAACAGACUAAAGGUCCAUCAUCGUUAACGGAAAUUAUUUCUUAUACAUCUCAAACGUUAGAUGCAUUCGUUCGAGCUCGCGAUCUUCUGUCUCUGUUUAGCGAAAUACUUCUCACUGACCUUCUUCCACUAUGUUCUCAAUUGCUCGUCUCAACAAAUAACGUCGAGGAGUUUUCGCUUCUUGCUCUUUGUAUUCUCAAUGAAUUGUUAACCGAACUGAAACUAGCUGAUUGCGUUCUACCUGCACAUAUCCAACGAGAUAUUAAACAAGAACUACAACAAACAUUCCUACCAAUCAUUUGCGAUCGACAUAUACUCCGUGAGGAAGCUAUUGCAUUGCUUAGUUUACGUUUCAUUCAAACAAUCUGGAUAACAAUUGAACAUACACCAGCAUCGCUAUCGAUCCUAUCUCAAUCAAAACUUAUUCCGAAUCUGUUUACAUUGAUUGUACAGAAUAAAGAUAAGCCCACCGGCCCAUUCGUUCAAGGUGUGGUUUCGUGUUUAACAACAUUAGCAGAUAAACGUGAAAUGAUUCAAACGAUGAUUGAACAAGGUUUAGUAUCGAUUCAAUUACAAUUAAUACAAGAUCAAUUAACAUUUUCAACAACGGAUCGAACCAUGUUGAACGUUCUCUUGGAAUUGUUAACUUUACUUGACCGGGACUUGACUUAUGUUUUAGAUAUUGUAAAACGCGCAUUACAAAUUAAGAAAACUGGUGCAGGUGAUUCUGAUUUACCAUCAUUUGCCGAGAAAUUGUUACAAGCACACAAACCAUUAGUGUCACUCGUUGGCUCAAUGAUUAACCUGCUAUCGCACGAAGAGCCUUCAAUUGCAAACAUCGCUUUGCAUAAUCUUUCGUUGUUAACUCAGUUGAUUGGCAGUGAAGGCAAAGCGGUUUUGACGAAGAAUCAUUGCCAUAUAUUGAGUUCAAUACUUCGAACAACAGAUACCACGAAGCAAAAGUUACUUCUUCGUGCGUUGAAACGUUUGAUUAAUGGGGAUAAACGAAGUCUAGAAAUCGCACGGUCAAAUAUAAAUAACGAACUCAUCCAAACGCUACAACAACUGAAAAAGUCUGCAGCAACGGAAGCCGAUGCUGGUCUUAUUUCACAUAUUGAUGAUCUAUUACAUUUACUCAUCAAAGGUUUUCUCUCGAACAUUGACUAGCUUUAUUACGAAGUACAUGGAUCUGGUGAUACUAAAAUUUUGUUUAUUAUGGGUUUACUGACUGAAGGAGCUGCUUGGGUUUUACAAACUGACUUUUUCCGCAAUCAACCUGACUAUCAAUGCGUUAGUUACGAUAAUCGCGGCUGUGGACGUUCUUCUUCACCUGUUACUCUCAAAUAUACCACAACUCAGAUGGCUAAAGAUGCACUCGCCUUGAUGGACCAUCUGAAAUGGACGCAAUGUCAUGUGGUUGGUGUUUCCAUGGGGGGAAUGAUCGCUCUUGAAUUUGCAUUAUUAGCACCAGAGAGAAUUCUUUCCUUAACUUUAUUGGCAACGCAUGCCGGUGGCAUUGCGGGGCGUGCACCAUUUGUUGGCAUUAAGCAUAUUCUUCGGUCAUUGGUAUUACGUGAAGAGCAUCUACAUAUUGAAAACGCAUUAGAGAUGCUCUAUGGACCGAAAACUUUAGCAAAUCCAGAAAAACGAAAAAUUUUCCAUGAUUAUCAUAGUGAACGAUUUAAAAGCCGCAUUCGACCUAAACUCAUUGGAAUUCUGGGACAUCUAUUUGCUGUUCAAAGACAUUAUGUUGGCUAUGCAGAUCUGCUAAAGAUUCGCUAUUCACCAUUCAACUGUUUGAUUAUGGUUGGAACCGAAGAUCGGCUCGUGCGAGAAGCUAACUCUUACUUAAUUCGACAAACUCUUGGCUGUCGUCUAGUAAAACUUGAACAUGCUGGACACGCAUUACCAGCUGAAUGUACAAAAGAAAUCAAUGAAGAAUUAUUUGAUUUGUACGAAUCCAUUCGACAAGGUUAUUCAUCAAAAUCCAAACGCCCAUCACCGGAAGAAUACCAAACAGAAAUCAAAGCACUCGAACAAUGCUGUCAACACCGAACACACUGCUUAGUCUAUGAUAUCACUGGUUUUAUAAAAGGCAUGUUUUUCGGGUUAAUGCUCUACAUUCUUUUCAGUAUGAUCGGUUUGACCAAAGGACAAUUAGGUGGAUAUCACUUGACCUGCGAAAGUGUGAUACUGCUCGGAUGUUUGAAUGGACUUCGUCGUUCGAUCAAAUGUAUUUAUCACGCGUUCAAUGCUCGACGAUAUGUUCAAGAACAUCGAAUCAUACUUGAUCAAGCUGCGCAUCAUGGUGGUAUUGGUGUUGGCUUACCUGACGAAUCAAAAAAUGGCAUACCACAUGGUUGUGGCUUUGAAUUGCCUAUUCAUUCAAUAAUGUUUAUGAUUGGUCUCAUUGGUUUGCUUUACACAACGCAUUUUUACGAACAAAAUACGAUUUAG